Trachymyrmex cornetzi is the source of this 547-nucleotide messenger RNA. RefSeq names its product ribosomal protein S23 (gene RpS23). Lineage: Eukaryota; Metazoa; Arthropoda; Insecta; Hymenoptera; Formicidae. Gene Ontology annotation, cellular component: small ribosomal subunit; ribosome. Gene Ontology annotation, biological process: translation. Gene Ontology annotation, molecular function: structural constituent of ribosome. The coding region runs from base 60 to 491 and encodes 143 amino acids. The record is from RefSeq and is a predicted model, not a curated record. The transcript is spliced from 3 exons.
UUUGCGUUUCUGCUCAUGGACGAUUGCUUCUUUCCGGUUGUGAAUCGCACGCGGACACGAUGGGUAAACCAAGAGGUCUUCGUACGGCGCGUAAGCACGUGAACCACAGACGCGAGCAGCGAUGGAAUGAUAAGGACUAUAAAAAAGCACAUUUGGGAACCAGAUGGAAGGCUAAUCCCUUUGGCGGUGCCUCUCAUGCUAAAGGCAUUGUCUUGGAAAAAGUAGGAGUAGAAGCAAAACAGCCAAACUCUGCCAUUCGCAAAUGUGUCAGGGUACAGCUGAUUAAGAAUGGAAAAAAGAUUACAGCCUUUGUGCCAAGAGACGGUUGUCUUAACAACAUCGAGGAGAACGAUGAAGUUCUAGUGGCAGGCUUUGGUCGUAAAGGCCAUGCCGUCGGUGAUAUUCCUGGAGUACGAUUUAAAGUGGUAAAGGUUGCAAACGUUUCUUUACUUGCUCUUUACAAAGAGAAAAAGGAACGACCUAGAUCUUAAAUUAUCAGCCAGAAAUGUAUUUGACAAAUAUAAAAUACAUAAGUUAAAAACUUAAA